AUGAAGAUAAAUAAGAAAGAUUCAUAUAUUAAGUUAAACGAUUUACCUGAUGAAAUUCUUUUGAAUAUAUUCAAAAAACUGAACAAUGUUGAUUUACUUUAUUCAUUUUACGGUGUCAAUGAACGACUAAAUAAAAUUCUACACGAUCGAAUAUUUACAAGUCGUUUGAACUUUCUCAAAUGGUCAUCUAAUUUACUUAUUAAUAGAUUUUCAUCUGAUAUCAUACUUAAUCGAUUUUGUUUACAAAUUUUACCCGAAAUAUCUAUGAAAAUCGAAUGGCUUGAUCUUGAAUCAUCAUCUAUGAAAUAUAUUCUAUAUGCUGCUGAUUAUCCUAACUUAAAUGGACUUAAUCUAUAUAAUAUUGAAGAUAAGACAGCUAAAUGCUUUUUUACAGAUCAGAGACUUUCAUCUGGUAUAUUUAAAAAUCAAAUAAUAAGACUUAUUAUUGGAAUUAAUCCAAAUGAAAAUGAUCUUGAGACAGUGGAAAACAUAUGCACUGAUAUUUUUACUGUAUUUACCAAUUUAACUCAUUUAAUAUUUUGUGAUGCGAACUAUAAUAAUAUAGUUCGAUUAUUAUUUGAUUUUCCAUGUCCUAGGUUUUCUUCUUCGUCUCUUUUGUUAUUAAAUAUCAAGGUUCAAAAUUUUUCUCAGUGUCUUUAUAUUCUGGAUGGUCGUUUCAAUCAACUUCAUACACUCUAUAUUGAUUUAGCUAACAUUCAUCCACCAGAUGAAGAAAUUGAAAAUAAAAGAAAAAUCGCAAAUCUGAAAUGUUUUUUUUUGUCUUGUGCUUUGAAAACAUCACGCUAUGAUCAAUUAAUUCUGUCACUACUUUGUCGAAUGUCAAAUUUAGAAAGACUUGGUUUGUAUUUGACGAUCAGUGUUAAUGAAAGAUUUAUUGAUGGAAAUCAUUUGAAGGAAAAUAUUCUUAAUCAUAUGUUACUAUUAAAUCAAUUUAUAUUUGAUAUUCGUUCGCUUAUGUUUAUUAAUAAUCAAAUCAAUUUGCCAUCAAACGAAGAGAUUCAAGGCACAUUCACAGAUUUUCAUUAUACGAAAAUAAUAUCGUGUGUUGAUUACUUUGUUGAGCGAAAAGAGGGUCAAUGUCAUAUUUAUUCAUAUCCAUAUUCAAUGGUAUAUUAUCAUGAUAUAACGAAUAAUUUUCCAGGUGGAUUAUUCAAAUGUGUUCGAGAAGUGUCAUUAUAUGAUGAACAUCCAUUUGAACAUGAUUUUUUUCUUCGAAUCUCUCAAUCAUUUCCAUUUCUCGAUCAAUUAUCUUUGAUUAAUCGUCAUGCACAAAAUUAUAAACAAUCUUCUAAAUCAAUGAAUGAUAAUAAGAAUUUAUCUGUUGUUAAAUAUUCUUAUCUUAAAAGUCUUCGUAUUCGACAAGUUCAUGAUGAUUAUAUCGAAGAAUUUCUCUUUCAUACGAAAACAUAUUUUGAAAAUAUUCUUCUUGAUGUCGAUUAUAAAGCAUUAGAAAGAGUAACAGAGAAUUUUACAAGAGACGAUACACGAAUUAAUUCGGCCAAAAUAAAUGAAAUAUAUUUAUUUGGAGAUGUGAAAUAUCCGAGAUUUUUACACCAUUAUUUUCCUUUUGCAAAAAUACAUUGA
Messenger RNA from Rotaria sp. Silwood2, 1605 nucleotides. NCBI's taxonomy places the organism in Eukaryota, Metazoa, Rotifera, Eurotatoria, Philodinida, Philodinidae. The record is from the annotation of a GenBank genome assembly.